This is a messenger RNA of Vanessa atalanta (red admiral), 2112 nucleotides long. It is a transcript of the gene Hat1, whose product is annotated as histone acetyltransferase type B catalytic subunit. NCBI's taxonomy places the organism in Eukaryota, Metazoa, Arthropoda, Insecta, Lepidoptera, Nymphalidae. The coding region runs from base 316 to 1530 and encodes 404 amino acids. The transcript is spliced from 8 exons. Gene Ontology annotation, molecular function: histone binding; histone H4 acetyltransferase activity. Gene Ontology annotation, cellular component: nucleus. Gene Ontology annotation, biological process: subtelomeric heterochromatin formation. The record is from RefSeq and is a predicted model, not a curated record.
UAAGAUUUACUUACAAAUAUAGUGUGAGAAGAAGGUAUUUUUAACAAACUUCAUUGUUCUUGGUUUUAAAUUAUAAUAGUAUUGAUAUUUCAAGACUGUAAUUGUGUUCUUAAAUCCUUCAUAUUACUACAGGAAACUUUCAGUAUACCUUUUAAUAGUAACGAUUAACAAAGGAAUAAUAUUGUGCUGAAAUUUGACGGUAUUUUGCGCGGGAAGUUGAUUUGUAAUGAAAAACUUCGUUAGCUAUUUUUACUCAUAAGCUGUACUAGUUAAUUAUUAUAAUUAGUUUAGGGGUAAACCUUAAACUUUACAACAAUGGCAGACGCAUUAGAACAUUUGGUCGUUGAUGGUAAUGAAGUAUUAGAAAUGAAGUUAGUCAGAUCAGUAGCAGAUAUAGAAAAUGACGAUACCAGUUUUGGUCCUGAAAUGUGUCAUCAAGUUUUUGGAGAGAAUGAAAACAUUUUUGGGUACACUGACUUAAAAAUAAAACUGUACUAUAGUGCUGGAAAUCUAAAGACUUACCUUGGAAUAUUAUACUCAGACAUGAUAGAACCAAAGAAGUCAGGAGGUCUUAAAGCGGAUGAUAUUGAAGGAGCAUUAAAGAAUGUGUUGGCACCUGGAUAUGUAACCAAUUUGGAUGUCUUUGUCUCUUUGCUAGAGAAGGAUAAACUGUUUACUCCUCAAGGAGAACUAAUUAACUCAUUCACAAUAACACCAUAUGAUGGUGGUGAGUCAAGAACAUUUGAGGUUUAUUAUUGUGAGACAUCCACACCAGGGUUUUUAAGUUAUCAUGAAAGACUGCAGACAUUUUUGUUAUGGUAUGUCGAUGCUGCCUCCUUCAUAGAUGUAGAUGAUGACCUAUGGACUUUCUUUACAGUAUUCGAAAAAUACCGCAGCAGCGAAGGCAGUACGCGGUAUGCGACGGCAGCGUACGCAACGGUGUACCGCUACUACGCAUACCCACAGCACACGCGCCCACGCGUCUCGCAGGUGCUCACCCUGCCGCCUUUUAGAAAAAUGGGCAUUUGUGCUCAUUUGCUACAGGCCAUCUAUUCACACUAUAUAAUUCAACCAGAGGUGGUAGAUAUUACAGUAGAAGAUCCAUCUAAAGACUUCCAGAGAAUAAGAGACUAUGUGGACUCAAAGUAUUGUGAAUCUCUUCCAGCAUUCCAUCCUUCAAAGUUAACUCAGGGUUUUUCUGAGGAAAUGGCAAAACAAGCGUGCAGCAAAUUUAAAAUAAACAAAAAGCAAGCAAGACGUAUUUACGAAAUACUCCGUUUGAAAAACACUAACUUGUCUGAUAAAACUGCUUACCUAAAUUAUAGAUUAGAUGUUAAAAAUAGGCUCAAUGCUCCGUUUCAGAAAAAAAAAUUAGAAAUGAAGAAACUAGAGAAAGUUUUAAAACCGGAGGAGUUCGCCGCAACGCUGAAUUCGAGUGGCCUGGCUGAAACGCAGGCGCGACUCUCCGCACACUACUUGGCGCUGGAGGCCGACUACCGUCGCGUCGUGCACCGCCUGGAGCACGACUAGUACACCGGCGGACAAGCAAACCGCGAUAAAUGUUAACAAUAACUUGUCAAUUUUACUAAAUGUCGUCGGAAAAAGUUUUAUAAAACCAAAUUUUAAUUUAAAAUGAUGGGGGUAAAAACGCGUUUUCGAAAUCAUCAUAAUGUAGCUUUUUUCCUUUGUAAUUUUAUAUUAAUUGUGACUUAAGAAGAUAUGUGGAAUGUUGUACACUACAUAGAAUUCAUGGUAACAGUAUUUGCUUGCAUAAAUUCUGAUUAUUAACUAUUCCCUAAAAUACUCUUCAUUUUCGUUUUUAUAUUUGUUAAUACAUGAUUAAAAUAGAUCACUUGAAUUUUUUUUUGAUAAUUGUUAAUAAAUAUUCAGUCGGGCAAAACAAAAGUAGGCACUGAUAUAAAUUGUUGAUUGUUCUUUGGUUUAAAACCAAAAUUUGUGUUGUUUCUAAUUGGUUAAUUGUUAUAUAAGUUAUUAGUGUCUCGUAAUUUGAUGUCAAACAAAUGUUUAUACACGUUAAAUAAUACCCAAUUAAUACAAUAAUAGAAUUAAAUGUAAAAUUACACUUUCAAAUAAAUUGUUUGUCUACAUUGU